Entamoeba invadens IP1 is the source of this 876-nucleotide messenger RNA. RefSeq lists its product as hypothetical. NCBI's taxonomy places the organism in Eukaryota, Evosea, Mastigamoebida, Endamoebidae. The record is from RefSeq and is a predicted model, not a curated record. The transcript is spliced from 2 exons. The coding region runs from base 1 to 876 and encodes 291 amino acids.
AUGUCAACGAAGUGGCAAUGGUUAAACGACUACGACUGGGUUGAUUACAACACAAAAACGUGUGAGAUUUUAGAAAACGCAUUUUUAGCAGGAAAUAAAGAAAUAGAUUGUGAUAAAGAGCGAUAUGUUGAGUUUUGUGAUCUCAAAACAAUCCACAAAAAUUUCCAGUCUCUCCCAACAGAUUAUAAGUCAUUGGUUGGUAUCCAAAGGAGAAAAGAUAAUCCAAAUAAACGCCGACUCGUCCAGCGUUUAAUUCCAUCCACUUUUGAGAACUUUAUAAUUUACAUUUGUGAAGAAGGGUUAGAUGAUGGUGUUGAUGUUGAUAGUAUUGUUGAGACAAUAAAACUCAGAAAGGGAAAAAUCACAAAAAAGUCAACAAACGCAUCACUUGUGGUCUGUGAUCAGAAAAAGUGGAACGACCACUUAAAAAAUGUUAUUCAAAAUGUUAUUCAACACAAUGUCCCCAUUGUUUCUUCUGAAUUUAUAAAUCAGUGUCUGGACAAGUUCGCGUUGGUGUCCAAAGACCUUAAGACGACAAAUGAUUUUUUCAAAACGUUGUUGAGUGUGAAAGAGGAGAAAAGCGAGAAGAAGGAGACCGAAGAAAGAAAGCGCUUUGAAUCUGUGGAUGACUUGCUCGUCGACAAGAAGAAAGUCGCAAUGAAAGUCAACAUUACGUUCGACGUUGAAGUGAAGAAAAAAGACGACAACACUGUUUCGAUAACGAAAAAUGGAGAGGAGAUUGAUGUUCCCGUCGCACCCAACGAAUUUAAAGAUUUUGCGUUGCUCCUCAAAACCAUUCCAGACAGUGUUAAUGUCAAACUAGACAAUGGCACAUAUGUUGGGUCGACUGGUGGUGUGUCUCUCCAGGUUAAUUGA